AUGAAUUGGAUGAAUAAGAGCAUUCCACAGGAGUUCAUACUUCUAGGUUUCUCAGAUCGACCAUGGUUGGAGUUUCCACUCUUUGUGAUCUUCUUGAUUUCUUACAUGGUAACCAUCUUUGGGAAUCUGACGAUUAUUCUAGUAUCACACCUGGAUUCCAAACUCCAUACUCCCAUGUAUUUCUUUCUUACCAACCUUUCAGUCCUUGAUCUUUGUUAUACAACAAGCACAGUCCCACAAAUGUUAGUAAAUUUAUACAGUACUAGGAAGGUAAUUAAUUAUGGUGGCUGUGUGGCUCAGCUUUUUAUGUUUUUGGCUUUGGGAGCUACGGAAUGUGUUCUCCUGGCCAUGAUGUCCUUUGAUAGAUUCGUAGCUAUUUGCCGACCUCUCCAUUACUCAGUUAUCAUGCACCAAAAGCUCUGCCUACAGUUGGCAGCUGCAUGCUGCAUUACUGGUUUUGGCAACUCAGUGUGGUUAUCUAGCCUGACUCUCCAGUUGCCACUCUGUGGCCCCUAUGUGAUAGAUCACUUUCUCUGUGAAAUCCCGGCACUGCUCAAGCUGUCCUGUGUUGACACAACAGUAAAUGAAACUGAACUUUUUUUUGUAAGUGUGAUAUUCCAUAUAAUACCCCUGACACUCAUUCUCAUAUCAUAUGCUUUUAUUGCCAAGGCAGUGUUGAGAAUACAAUCUGCUGAAAGUAGACAAAAAGCCUUUGGGACAUGUGGUUCCCAUCUAAUUGUAGUGUCACUUUUUUAUGGGACAGCGAUUUCCAUGUACUUGCAGCCACCAUCACCUGAUUCUAAGGACAGGGGAAAGAUGGUGUCCCUUUUCUAUGGAAUCAUUGCACCCAUGCUGAACCCCCUGAUAUAUACACUUAGGAACAAAGAAGUAAAAGAGGCCUUUAAGAGGCUACUUGCAAGAGUCUUCUGA
Messenger RNA from Erinaceus europaeus (western European hedgehog), 930 nucleotides. Its product is annotated as olfactory receptor 2B6. The record is from RefSeq and is a predicted model, not a curated record. Lineage: Eukaryota; Metazoa; Chordata; Mammalia; Eulipotyphla; Erinaceidae. Gene Ontology annotation, molecular function: G protein-coupled receptor activity; olfactory receptor activity. The transcript has a single exon. Bases 1 to 930 code for a protein of 309 amino acids. Gene Ontology annotation, biological process: G protein-coupled receptor signaling pathway. Gene Ontology annotation, cellular component: membrane.